Messenger RNA from Carcharodon carcharias (great white shark), 1386 nucleotides. It is a transcript of the gene hcrtr2, whose product is annotated as hypocretin (orexin) receptor 2. Bases 1 to 1386 code for a protein of 461 amino acids. The record is from RefSeq and is a predicted model, not a curated record. Gene Ontology annotation, biological process: circadian sleep/wake cycle process; feeding behavior; G protein-coupled receptor signaling pathway. The transcript has 9 exons. Gene Ontology annotation, cellular component: membrane. Lineage: Eukaryota; Metazoa; Chordata; Chondrichthyes; Lamniformes; Lamnidae. Gene Ontology annotation, molecular function: orexin receptor activity.
AUGUCAUCGGGCAAGCGUGCCAAUGUCAUCACACACUUGUGCGAUUUUUCACUUGGCAGGCAGGGGCAGCAGUCGGAAGCAUGCCUACCAAUAACUGCACCUCCAUACACAGGUUACUCUAAUGGACCCGAGCUCAAUGAAAGCAACAGCAGCGCUCCGCUCACAUCCAGCGCUGAUUACGACGAUGAGUUCAUUCGGUACCUGUGGAAGGAGUAUUUAUAUCCCAAGGAGUACGAGUGGGUUCUCAUCGUUGCUUAUAUUCUAGUGUUCAUUGUGGCUCUGGUUGGAAACAUAUUAGUUUGCAUCGCAGUUUGGAAGAAUCAUAACAUGCGGACAGUCACAAACUAUUUCAUAGUUAAUUUGUCAUUUGCCGAUAUCCUUGUUACAAUUAUCUGUCUUCCUGCCAGCCUUCUGGUUGAUAUAACAGAGACAUGGUUUUUUGGGCAAGUUUUCUGCAAAAUAAUCCCAUACCUACAGUCUGUUGCAGUUUCUGUAUCUGUACUGACACUUAGCUGCAUUGCAUUGGACCGCUGGUAUGCUAUAUGUCAUCCACUUAUGUUCAAAAGUACAGCCAAGCGAGCACGAAACAGCAUAAUAAUGAUAUGGAUUAUAUCCUGUGUCCUAAUGAUUCCCCAGGCAAUUGUAAUGGAAUGCAACAUCAUGGUGCCAGAGUUAGCAAACAAAACUCUUUUAUUCACCAUCUGUGAUGAGCAAUGGGGAGAUGACAUUUACCCCAAGGUCUAUCAUAUUUGCUUUUUCAUUGUUACAUAUUUGGCUCCUUUGUGCCUAAUGAUUUUGGCCUACUUUCAAAUAUUUCGGAAACUUUGGCGUCGACAGAUACCAGGGAUUUCUUCAGUAGUCCAGAGAAAUUGGAAGCCUGUUGCCCUGCAGUGUUCAUCCCAGAAGAAUGGCAGAGUCCAGGUCAAGUCACGAACAAGUGCUGUUGCUGCAGAAAUCAAACAGAUCCAAACAAGACGGAAGACAGCACGGAUGCUUCUGGUGGUUUUCAUUUUUUUCACGCUUUGCUACCUUCCAAUAAGUGUUCUAAAUGUUCUGAAAAGGGUGUUUGGAGCCUUUGACAAUGUUAACAACAGAGCAACACUCUAUGCAUGGUUUACAUUCUCACAUUGGCUAGUGUACGCCAACAGCGCAGCAAACCCCAUUAUUUAUAAUUUUUUGAGUGGCAAAUUCCGAGAAGAAUUCAAAACCGCGUUCGCUUGCUUUUUCCGGGUGGACCGUCAGAAUGAUGAGCGACUAAGCAGAUGCCGAACGAGCACCGAUAGCCGCAAGUCUUUGACCACACAAAUCUGCCACUUUGAUAAUGUUUACAAAACUUCAGAGCAGGUAGCGCUUACAAAUGUAACAACAUCACAGACCUUACUGUGA